AUGUUGGCCUUAAGUCGUGUUGGAUUAUCAAGCUCAAGAAGCCUCACCACUAGCUUCUUCAAACCAGUACUUAUUCGUGGAAUUAAAACCAUUCCUCAACCUCCGGGUCAUAUUGUGGGAACUGUCAAUGAUGCUUAUAUUGCCCCAAAGCCAUCCAAGACUCACGGAUCAUAUCACUGGACCUCUGAAAGAUUCGUAUCUGUUGGUUUAGUACCACUUGUAUUGACCCCAUUGUUCACCGGUACUUCAACCUUGCUUGACUCCUCCUUAAGUGCCCUCUUGUUGUACCAUGUUUAUGCAGGAUUCCAAUCGUGUAUCAUUGAUUAUAUCCCAAAGAGAGUGUACGGUAGUAUUCACAACUACGCCAUGUGGUUGUUGACUUUCGGUACAGGUGUUGCCGGGUAUGGUUUAUAUGAAAUUGAAACCAAGGAAGGAGGAAUUGCUUCUGUCAUUUCCAAGGUUUGGAAAGCUUAA
Messenger RNA from Dujonia railenensis, 474 nucleotides. NCBI's taxonomy places the organism in Eukaryota, Fungi, Ascomycota, Pichiomycetes, Serinales, Debaryomycetaceae. The record is from the annotation of a GenBank genome assembly.